ACUGCAGAGAAAGAGGGAAGGACAGAGGGAGGUAGAAAAAACACAGAGAGGGAAAGAUGCUUGUCAGAGUGGUGCUGUUUUAAAAAAGAUCCACCUAACAGAGAGGAAGAACGUGUGAAAGAAGGGAGGAGGAAGGUUUGCUUCACCAGCGGUUUGCAGACAGAAUCCCCCCACUGAAACUGGCCACGUCGACCCCGUCCUGAUUGAGCGGUACAACACCCCAGGUUUUGUCGGGUGUCUCUCGCGGGUGAGGUUCAACGAAGUCGCCCCCCUCAAGUCUGCUCUGAGGACAUCCACACAGCCCGCGUCCACGCCCACGGCCCCUCCCUCCGACGCCGAGCCCGCCGCAGCCUCGCCCGUUUCCUACCGGGGAAAGUUGGUUCCGUCGAACUGUGGGGCGUCUCCACUCACCAUCCCACCAAUGUCUGCAGCAACAGACCCCUGGCAUCUGGACAACACAGAUGCAGAAUUCCCCUUCAAUGAGGAGAGAGUCAUUCCAGAUGGAGUCAACAGGGACUCGGCCAUCAUUGGAGGCAUCAUUGCAGUCGUGAUCUUCACCAUUCUAUGCACGCUGGUGUUCCUGAUCCGCUACAUGUUCCGCCACAAAGGCACGUACCACACCAACGAGGCCAAGGGCGGCGGCGAGUCGGCCACGGAGUCAGCAGACACGGCCAUCAUAGGCACGGACAACCCCGAAACCAUUGACGAAUCAAAGAAAGAGUGGUUCAUCUAACAGCCAAUGAUGGGACUCUGAGCAAGGCAACAGUUUGUGAGACCAUCACUCCACACAAACGGAUGGGGGUUGAAUCAAAAGACUAAAUACUGGAGAGAAACAGGAUUGGCUAAUCGAAGGACCCUAAAUUCCUCAGAGGAGGCGGUAUGUUGGAAAGAUGUGUACAGAAAUAGUUUUCUUUUUUGUUUUGUUUUGUUUUUCUAUUCAGAGGAUUAAAACGAGAAGAGGGGGGGGCACUUUCAUUUUCAUUGGAGCACAAAUGUAAGAAAUUUUACAUGUAUAUACUAACCAGCUUGUCUUUCUUUGUAUCGUGCUUGGGAGUUUUCAGGAGUCCUUUGAAUACUGUACAUGACAAAUAAUUACACUUACUGGGUGGUGUGAUAGCAAAGAUUUAUGGCCAGUCCCUGUUGCUUUAUGAUUUUAUAUUUUAACAAAGGUCUUAUAUCAAAAAAUGAUCAAAUCGACAUGCCAAACUUGUUUUGUUUCGUUUUUCUAAGCUGUGGUUGCACCUGUCUGUUAACAUUCAUCUCUGUUGAAUGAAGCGCUGCAUAUCGUGGUGACAGAGUUUAAAAAGGAUGCCAAAAGUCUCUUUUGUAAAUACACUACCUUUAGUUGCUUUCUCUUUUUCUUAAAAGAUUUAUUUAGAAUCCAAACAUGAAUGAAAAUGUCAUAUCUAUAUUACAGUGAUAUUCGUCCAUUAUAUUAUAUAAGUGUGAAAUACAGAGUUUUAUGUUUAAGUCUCAUGACAUUCGAUUGUAUGGGAUGGGAUCCCCAAUGCCGAGGGACAGAGAGAGUAUUUUUCAGAGCGAGUUGGUAAAUAAUGACACAGCAGGAUUGGUUUAAGCGUGUCAUCAUGGCAGCUUUUUUAUUAUUCAGAAGGAGCCUUGACUUCUUCAGACGUGGGCGGUCAGUUUGUUUUUUUUGCCAAACACUCAAGUCUUAUUUCCAUUAUUAUUACGUUAAAUGUUUGGCUUUUUGGGCUUCUUGGAGGUUCACCGUUUCUUCACAUGCUAGGCUGACGUUCAGAGCGUGCGCACGCAUCAGUUUGUAGGUCAAAAGUCGUCCGCGAGUGUCAGUGGAGGCAGCUUGAGCAGUCACACAGAUCAGAUCCAACAACUCGGCUCGAAUUAAAUGAGUUUCGUCGACGCGCUUUGCUCCGUGCUAUAAGAGGUGACAGAAACCAGUUUGAUCUGAACAACAUCUGGAAUAAAGCGAAGAGGAUAAUUGGCUUACGAAUCCACUGUGCCUUGAAGGUGUUGAGCCACGUCGCCUCGGCCCACACGACUCAACUCAAACCCAUCGCGAAGAAAACUUGACUUUUUGCUGCAUGGAUUCUUUCCAGGUGUUGUCACGCUUCCUGUUUUGAAUGGUGCUUUUCAUUUUCAAAAAGUCAUCGAAACUUAUUUCUGAAUUCAGAGUGCAUUUUUUUAAAAAGGAACAAAAACAAGUUGAUUUUUUCUCUUUCUUUAGUCGUCAGUGUGGUUGAGUCUCUGCUGUGGUAGCUGGGCGGGGUUUUACGUGGCAGGAGCAGCUGUGUAGACGUGCGAGAGACCUACUCAACACUCGAGAAGUUUACACCUACCCUCUGUGAUGCGCGCACACCAACACAAAUGCGCACGUUUGAUAUAGCAUGAGUCAAGACCAUCAGCUCCAAGAACGAUAUGUUUAGAACGAGGAGGCGCAGACUGGACGCUGUUGUCCAACACGCAUUCAAAUGAUACACAACUUCUCUUCUCUCACCAUCUUUUCCUCUGUUAUGUUUACCUGUUCCUGUGUUACGGUUAAAAUGAGCUGCCAACUAUGUGGUUUUGUUGUGAAUUAUGCCUUUUAUUUCAGUUUGUUCCAGCAGCUCUCAUAUGACAAAAAUUUUUUGUUCAUCAUAGCCAUCGUUGUGUGUUAUAUGUUGAUCGUUUUAAACGCAGCUGAUGUGUUCAGCCUGCCACCUAUGAAGGCCUCAAAGAACAUUUUUUCUGUUCUCGCAUCACAUUCAGGCUAAGGAGGAACCCUAUUCAUGACCUUGAUUUAGUUUUACUCAGUCUCCACAUGUACGUGUACGCACAGAUACAUUCAACUGAAAUGUGGUUUCAGCAGCGAUGACAACAAACUAAACCACAACUGGUA
Menidia menidia (Atlantic silverside) is the source of this 2854-nucleotide messenger RNA. NCBI's taxonomy places the organism in Eukaryota, Metazoa, Chordata, Actinopteri, Atheriniformes, Atherinopsidae. The record is from the annotation of a GenBank genome assembly.